Molecule: messenger RNA, 2016 nt
Organism: Chlorella variabilis
Lineage: Eukaryota; Viridiplantae; Chlorophyta; Trebouxiophyceae; Chlorellales; Chlorellaceae
Exons: 11
Coding region: 125-1132 (335 amino acids)
Biological process (GO): D-xylose metabolic process
Cellular component (GO): cytoplasm
Molecular function (GO): UDP-glucuronate decarboxylase activity; NAD+ binding
Source: RefSeq, a predicted model, not a curated record
GAGGGCCCUGCUGAUUGCCUGCCGCGCCCCGUCGAUCGCCCAGUUCAGGUCUCUGUGCAACCGCAACAGCAGGGGCGGGCAGCAGUGGGCAGCGGUGGUGGCUACCGGGCGAGUGACAUUCAGCAUGUCUACCACGUCCGGGCCCAGCAAGCGCAAGGGCGGGUCGGAGAUGACGGGGGAGGAGCGGCCGGCCAUCAAGGCCAAGCCGCGGGUGGAGAAGAACCGCGUGCUUGUGACGGGUGGCGCGGGCUUUGUGGGGUCGCACCUGUGUGAUUACCUUGUGGCACGCGGCGACCACGUCAUCUGCAUGGACAACUUCUUCACCGGCUCCAAGGACAACAUCGCCCACCUGCUGGACCGCGAGAACUUCGAGCUGAUCCGGCACGACGUGGUGGAGCCGAUACUGCUGGAGGUGGACCAGAUCUUCCACCUGGCAUGCCCCGCCUCGCCCGUGCACUACAAGUACAACCCCAUCAAGACCAUCAAGACCUCCUUCAUCGGCACCAUGAACAUGCUGGGGCUGGCCAAGCGCUGCCGCGCCCGCUUCCUCAUCUCCUCCACCUCGGAAGUGUACGGAGACCCGCUGCAGCACCCGCAGACGGAGGAGUACUGGGGCAACGUGAACCCCAUCGGCGAGCGCAGCUGCUACGACGAGGGCAAGCGCGCGGCGGAGUGCCUGACCAUGGACUACCACCGGGAGCACGGGCAGGAGGUGCGCAUCGUGCGCAUCUUCAACACCUAUGGGCCCCGCAUGGCGCUAGACGACGGACGCGUGGUGUCCAACUUUGUGUCGCAGCAGGCUCUGAAGAACGAGCCGCUGACGCUGUUUGGGGACGGCAAGCAGACCCGCUCCUUCCAGUAUGUGUCAGACCUGAUUGAGGGUGAGGCAGAGGGGGGUGCGGGGUUUGCAACACUGCCCCCCCAACCACGCCACACACGCCACACACACCACCACCCCCUGCAGCUUAUCUGGGUGGAGAACACUGCGGACGACCCCUCCCGCCGGCGGCCCGACAUCACCAAGGCCAAGACACUGCUGGGGUGGGAGCCCAAGAUCCCGCUGCAGGAGGGGCUGCUCAAGAUGGUGGAUGACUUCAAGCGGCGGCUGCGCAUCGAAGAGGGCACCUCCUAGUGCGCCUGUGAGGGACAGAAGAGUGCCCUUCCGGUGCCCCCGAGCCUCCCCAGCUCUCUCGCUUGGAGCCAGGACAGCGCCACCCCAUGUCUUCUCUGUUCGUGACCCCGGGAGCUUCGACCGCCUUCCCCAUGCCUACAGCCGCCCCUCACAGCCUGAGGACCCCACUUGCAACCCUUUGACGCCUCCUUCAGGCGACAUUUCAUUUGCAGCUGCAGUUCCCUAGCCCCGAUCCGAAUUUAUGCACUCUGCCUUCCAUUACAAUUAUGCAAUGUGUGCUUCGCGUGGCAGAGAGAGGGUCUGAUUGACAACAACCACCAGGGCAAUGGCCCCAAUGGCAAGGGACGGCAAUAGGAGUAGAGCAGGGUGGCAGGUGAAAUGUGGUAGCUGGCGGGGGUGGUGCUGCUGCGCCUGGCAGGAGCAAUAAAAGAAUAUGGAUUGUGCGGCAGGGACUGGGAAAAGGCACUGGCUGCGCUCGGCAAGAAAUUGUGGAGGGGGCGUGUGAGAGCGCAGGGCUGGCUGGCAUCUUGAGUUUGGUUUGGUGCGGGGCGCGGCUGCGCGCCAACAACGCUCCGAAAAAAAGGUUCUCAGGAGGUAGGGUGGUGGGUGGGUUGCCCUGUGGGCUGAGCUGCAGCCUGGCAAGCAGCAGCCUGCCCGCAGGGCAUCGGUCAGUAGGGGUGCAGCCGGCGCUGCCAGCGGGCAGCCGGAUGGAAGGUGCGGGUGUGGCCCCGCAGAGGGCGCGGCAGCCAAGGCACUCAGACCUCCGUCACCUCCUCGAUCACAACCUUGGCCUGACCAGCUGCCGCCAGCUCGUCGUCCGAGGUGCGCUUGGCCCCAAACUGGCCCUCGCCGCCCAGCUCCUUGCCCGCGUCGCUGGAGCCGUC